AUGAAAAACAGCCUCAGCGCUUCUCGUGGCUCGGAUCCUCGGCCCGGGCUCCGGUCCCGGGGAGAAGAGGCCACCGGUGCUCGGAGCGCAGGCGGCGGGCGCGGGGCGCACGCGGCGCGGAAGGCGGCGGCGGAGCAGCGCGGGGACGCAGCGAGGAACCGGGACACUCGCCUCGGCGCAGCUGCAGAGGCGCGUCUGGCUUGGACAGCUCUCGGCCGGCUUUUUAUAUUGAACCCCUAUAGCGUGGGGGUAAACAGCUCCAACUUUAUUCCAGCCCCAGACAAUGUUAUUGUGUUAUUAGUCACCGCCAGGGGCGGGCUCACAGAAACAAAAUACCCAUUAGAGACCUUUGGUAAACCUGCCCGUGCGGCGCUGCAGUCUGCUUCCCCUUGUGCGAGCUGCCAGCCCGGGAGUCCAAGAAUCAGAAGAGGGACUACAGCAGAAGUCAUACCAUUGAGCCCUGGCGGUGCCCACGGGGCAGCCGCCGCGCAGGUAACAGCACGCCUUGCUGAAGAAGGCGAAGCGCCCACGUCGGACGCCGCCCCUUUCAAGGGGCUCCAUUUUCCAGGUGAGAAAACGGAGGCACCCAACAGAAGCCAGCGCGCCACCAGGCUUCUCAGAGGGCGCCCCCAGGGAGACCUGCGUGGGUCCAGGCAGUCUUCUUCUCCAGCGCCUCCCCAGCACCCGGGGCCCCGCGGGACACACUUCCUCCGUGUCCUCAUCUCGUUCCACUCCUUUUCUCCCUGGCGCGGCAGCCCGCGCGGGCCCGUUUCCAGGGGUCUCUCUACCCAGGAGGGUCCCCCGGGGCCACCGCCUCACCACCUAAAAGUCCAGGUUUCCUCCCCGCACCCAGGCCCUCCCUGGAGUCAGACGCAGGCCGCCAAGCCACAGCAGCGGGUUCAGGCUCCUAAUGCGCUCUGGUGCUGCCACCCAAUCCCCGGGGACCCGGACCUGGGGCGCUCGGCCUCAGCCCAGCCCACUGCCGGCUUCGACUGGACGCAGUACCUGGGGAAGGAGACACGAGGGGACCUGAUGUCAUGUGCACGAGACCCAGGCCUCCCUCCACUGCCCACCCUGAAGACCCACCUGGCCGGGGGGCUCCUCCCCGGAAACGGCCACCCGCCGUCCCCAGGAUCCCGGGGACCCGGGUCCUGCCUAGGCUGCCCUCCUGCUGGGGCGCCCGCCUCGCCCCCACCUGGCCGAGGCCGCCCCUGCAGGUGCCAGCGGCGGCACCGGCGCCCAAGUAGAGAAGAGUGGGAGGAAACCUGCCCGCGCGCUCCCCUCUCGGGCUGUCCGUGUCAUCCCUUGACUCUAUUGGAUUUGAAAUCACAAAAUGCGGGCCGCGAUCCGCCACCAGCCGGGCCUCCCGCAGCUAGGUGAAAUUAGGCAGGACCUCAGAUUCGGGAGGGCCACCUGGCUCCCAGGAGAACGUCGCCCGCCUCGCUUGAACCCCCGAGCGCCCUAGACGCGGGCGCGAGUGCUCCUGCGUGCGUGGAUUUCAUGUCUCUCUGGGCGCGCGCGUUGGGGAGAGGGGCGUCAGUCUUGCUCUCGGGUUUCAGCCUCCUUCUCCUCCUCGGAGAGGAAGAAGAAACCCCGCGCAAGCCCAGGGAAGGCGGCUCCGGCCUCCCAGCCAGCAAGUUCCCCAAGAAUCAAGGGACAGGGGGUAGAACCCCAGCAAACCCGUUUUACCAGUUGGGGGAUCCCACUCUUCCCUGAGCUUCAGGCCUUGCUGGAGACGGAGGUAGGAGAAGGGGAGGUGAAAUGAGCCGGACAGAGGACCAGGUGCUCUGGUUUGAUGGCCAAGGAGGUGCCUGCACAGCCCCCAGCCCCAGCCCUCAAAGCGGCAGAGAGGUCACCCCCAGGGGAAGCGGGACUGGAAGGAGUGGAGAUGGUGUCUUUCCUGCAGCAGAACGGUUCUCUGUAACUCUUUUGCUUUUAUGUUACACUUGCAUGCUGGAAACGGGUUGAUAAAGCUGCUUUUUAUGUAUUUCUUCCUGUAUCUCUAUGUAUUAAUAGAUAUCUAUAAAUAAAGCAGCCUGAGUCCCAAAUACAGAUGCUACACAGUAGCAGAGUGUACUGCCUUUAGCACUCUUUCCUUUGCUCUCUCUCAACUUGUGCGUAAGAAAACUUGCAGCUUUGCCAAGCUGAGGGAUUUGGUAAGAGAUGUUGCAUUUAGCUCAGUGAGGACCGUAGGCAUUAGAUUGCCGGGCAAUAGCACAGAAAGGGGCACUUGGUUGCUGUAGGCAAGGGUAAGGCCUGGUCCCAGCCCUGCUGGUGACUGUCUUCCAUCCUCCUGUAUGUCACGCUCUUGUGAAAAAUCGUGCAGUACUGUCGUGAUGCCUGUGACACGUUGCACACCUCCAAGAGUGCUGAACAAACAUAGCUUUUCCCUGGGGUUCACAAAGAAAUGGUUGAUUCAGGGCAGGAAAUACAAUGACAGUGACAGUAAAAGCAUUGCCUGCGUUUCAGAAACCUAAUCUAUGCAACCCUAUUUCCUUGACACGUACCCAUAGGAUGAAAUCAGACAGGGAGUGUUUGGUUUAAAAGAAUAUAUCCAGUUCUUUAACCUAGCAUUCCUCAAAGCUCAGUCAUUCGUAACUUUGUAACUGUUGCCACAUUU
Oryctolagus cuniculus (rabbit) is the source of this 2620-nucleotide messenger RNA. NCBI's taxonomy places the organism in Eukaryota, Metazoa, Chordata, Mammalia, Lagomorpha, Leporidae. The record is from RefSeq and is a predicted model, not a curated record.